AUGUGGCUGUUGCCUUGCAACAGACCAGGUUGCCUGUUUGCAUCCCUGUCCUGCCCGUCAGCUGUAGUCACCGCCAUUCUCAAGCCCAUUUGGUGCUUUGUCGGGGCCUCGCGACCAUCUUCACUGUUUGGCACAAGUCUCGCCGCUCGGAACUUGUGCCUGAAAAUUUCCCUCACUCAAGAAAAGAAAAACAAGCCACUAGCAAAACUCGAACGUGACCCGCUCCCACACUUUCGAGCCUCUCGCUCAAGCGACCAGGCUGGACUCAUCGCACAUCAACCGUCCACGCUCGAGCCCCUGCCCCCGCCCCUGCCCCUGCCCCUGCCCCUUCCUUUGUGUUCCUCGCCAGCACGGGCGGCUUGAAACAUCCGUACACGCACACACAACGAAAGCGCGUUCGCCAUCCUUGCCACCCGAUCGUGCUUUCGCACGACACGAUCACAUUGUCUCGUCAGACGAAGCCCCCCUUGUUGACAAAAGGUCGCGCUUUGCGCGCAGAUACUAGCACCAUUUCUGUGUGCCUGGCACCCGUGAGCCACGGCGCCCUGGCGCCAACGCGUGGCCAAACCAUCGGCAUGGGCAACACACUCGAAGGCGGCCAAAUCGACGACUCUCGUGCCAGCGAACUUGGCCAAACUCUGUUGCAAGACUGGCAGCGUCAAUUCGACAACGCCUACUGCAACCCGGCUCAGCGUCGAUCGGCGUCCGUGCAAGACUUUGAACAAAUAAAGACAGUGGGUACUGGCUCAUUUGGCCGCGUCCUGCUCUGCAAAUAUGGCGCGCGAAACACUCCUGUGGCCCUCAAAAUCCUUGCCAAGGCCACAGUCAUUCAAAUGAAGCAAGUGGAGCACACUGUCAACGAGAAAAAUAUUCUUCAAGGCCUCCCUGACUUUCCUUUUAUUGCUCGUCUCCAUGCCUCCUUUCAAAAUCCCGUCAACUUGUACAUGGCCCUUGAGUAUGUGCCAGGUGGUGAACUCUUCAACCAUCUGCGGCACCAAGUGCGUUACGCUGAGCCGCAGUCCCUCUUCUACGCCAGCCAAAUUGUGCUCGCCUUUGAGUUUUUGCAUGGCCUGCAGAUCAUGUACAGAGACUUGAAACCCGAAAAUUUGUUGUUCACGGCCGAGGGUUACCUGAAGCUGUGCGACUUUGGUUUUGCCAAGCGUGUGCUUGAUAAAACUUGGACCAUGUGCGGGACCCCAGAGUAUCUGGCUCCUGAAAUCCUGCACAUGCGGGGCUACACCAAGGCAGUCGACUUUUGGGCCCUUGGUGUCCUCAUUUACGAAAUGACAGCCGUAAGCCGUGAACCCUCCAAUGCAGCUAGUACCGUUGCUUGUACCUUUUACAAGAGCAAUAGGUUCAGGAUCGAGCAGGGCUAUCCGCCAUUUUAUGCGGAAACACCCAUGGAGAUCUACCGCAAAAUCCUAAAAGGCCAGGUGCGCUGGCCAUCCCACUUCUCUCAGGACCUCAUCACCCUCCUGAGCAACCUACUGCAGCCUGAUAUUACCAAACGCAUUGGCUGCUUGCGACGAGGAGUGACUGAAAUCAAGGAGCAAGCUUGGUUUGAGCCCAUCGUUUGGUCAGACAUCUUCUUGCGCCGAGUGCCAGCACCUUACACUCCCACGCUCUCAAGCGACUUCGAUACUCGCAACUAUGACCAAUAUCCUGAGGAUGACAUCGCCGCUGGUCCAGAUGGUAUCGAUCCCGUCGAUUUGGACUUGGAUGCGUUUCAAGAUUUUUAAUCGCCAUAUCUGCCUCGGUUCACAAUCAGCUCGAGUGCUUGUUGUCAGCGUUGCAGGCCCAAACGCCCGAUGAGGCUCGCUUUCGGCCUCGACCCAUCGAUCCCUUGUUGAUCCUGUGUGUCUUCAUGUGGUGCUUCCCCCUCCGUGUUGGGGCGUCUCUCCGUGUGGUCGUCUGAGACCGUCUACUCAUUGUUCCGAAGAAAGAAUAAAGAAUGUUGUGCGCCUCUUUUUGACCUGGCGUUGGAGCAUUGCGUGCCAUGUCGUGUAUUUGCAUGCUGAUCCCAACCCUGCCGUUUCGCACCUCAACCCUGCAUCUGCAACCUGGACGCCGCACAGUCACCCUGCAAGCUUGCGUGCAAGGCCUGUACAUAAAUGUCAGGGCAUUGGCAUGCUCGAGCGCAUGGUGCACGUGUGGCCGCAAGCCAAAUUGAUGCAAAAACUGG
Molecule: messenger RNA, 2182 nt
Organism: Monosiga brevicollis MX1
Lineage: Eukaryota; Choanoflagellata; Craspedida; Salpingoecidae
Exons: 12
Coding region: 576-1739 (387 amino acids)
Biological process (GO): peptidyl-serine phosphorylation
Cellular component (GO): cAMP-dependent protein kinase complex; nucleus
Molecular function (GO): ATP binding; cAMP-dependent protein kinase activity
Source: RefSeq, a predicted model, not a curated record